GCUUUACUCAAUGACCUGGAGGAGCGGCCGGUGGAGAGCGCGACGGUGGCGCGCGCGCUACCCCCGGUGGGCACGCCGCACGCCGCGCACGACCCCGCUCAGACCGAUAUCGUUCAGAUACUUGCCAAGAUCAAGGGCAGGAUGGUACGAGAAGGUCUUCGGCCGCGCGACUACCUGCGGCAGUUCGACAAGCACAACGAGCUGGUGAUCGCGCGGCCGGACUUCUACCGCGGCAUGGCCUCCGCAGGGUUCGUGCUCACGCCGCUAGAGAUGGACACCGUUAUGGACGUAUUCUGUGCCCCCACGCGGCGACGUUACAUCGACUACGACCGCUUCUGCCGCACGGUGGGCGAGGCGCUGGCGCAGGAGGGGUUGGAGCGCGCGCCGCUGCUGCAGCCGGUGCCUCACGCGCCGCCACCGCCAACCAACAACUUCCUUAACUUUGAGGAGCGCAGUAUAGUCUCCAAGGCCCUCGACAAGCUCUCCAAGCACCACGACCAAGUUUCGAACAUAUUCGAAAUCUUCAAGGAGGCGGACCGCGAGCAGUGCGGUAGUGUGCCGCAGGUGGCGGUGCAGCGCGCGCUCAGCCGGCGCGGCGUGCUGGCGCUGCUGUCGGCGCGCGAGCUGCAGCUCAUCUGCAAGUGCUUCGGCUACCGGCGUGGCUGCGGCGACGAGGUCUGA
Messenger RNA from Papilio xuthus (Asian swallowtail), 681 nucleotides. RefSeq lists its product as uncharacterized. Lineage: Eukaryota; Metazoa; Arthropoda; Insecta; Lepidoptera; Papilionidae. The annotation marks the transcript as partial. The record is from RefSeq and is a predicted model, not a curated record. The transcript has 5 exons.